GAUUAACCUCCUGCACCCUCGGCUUCGCCGUUUCGCCCUCAGUUGUGCAGCGUGCUGAUCCGCGCUACCAAAAUGACCACCCACCCUGACCCACCCGACCAAACCAACCCCCCACACAGCUCACACGACGACCACCGCCGCGGCGCGCCCACUGGCGCCAUGGGCCACCGCAUGCCGUACUACGGCGGCGGUGACGUACUGCCGCGGGACCAACUGCCGCCGUACGGCUACUUGGCGGGCAGCACCGACGUACCGCUGCCGUACAGCCGCCACCACGACAGCCGCCACCACGACAGCCGCCACCACGACAGCCACCGCCACGACAGCCACCGCCAUGACAGCCACCGCCACCCUGCGCCUCCGGAGGCAGCUACUGCCAGUGGCGCUGCUGCCGGCGGCGCCGACACGGGCGGCGCAGGUGGCGGCGCCGACACGGGCGGCGGCGGCAGUCACAGCAGCAGCGUGUUUGGAGUGGCGGCGGCGAGGGCGGCGCAGGCGGCGGCCGCAGGCCGUGGCGACAGGGGUCGCCACGGCGGCGGCGGCGGCGGCGGCGGCGGCGGCGGCGGCGGCGGCGGCGGCGGCGGCGGCGGCGGCGGCGGCGGCGGCGGCGGGGUGGACGUGCCGCUCACGCGGUCGUGGCCGCUGCACGGGGAGACGCCGGAGGCAGGGUUCGUGUCGGGCGGGCGACACGUGUUGUACUGCGGCGCCGAUAUCCCCAUGUCCGACCUGGCGGCCGGCCACUGGCACCACUCGCCCAGGCAGCCGGGAGUGAGUUCCCUGCAAGCCGCGGCCAUGGGCGGCGCUGGGGCGGUGGCGGCGGGCACUCGUGGCGGUGGUGGCGGCGGCGGCGGCGGCGGCAUGGGCACAGGCGUGCUGGAGGAUGAUGUGAUGGAGGUGGAGACUGACACGCCCGGUGGCUACCACGUGGCCGCACGUGUGCUGCACCCGGCCGACUCCCGAGACCCGCAGGAGUUUGUGGUGGCCGCAACACACGUGUCCGCGUCACCGCCCAAGUAGGCGGAGGCGCGCGCGGCAUGUACGAGGGGUCAGCAGCGGUCUGCAAUGGAUGCAGUGGCUCGGAACGGAAUGGAACUGGGGGAGCGGACGGGGGAUCAGGCCGCGCAAAUGGUGCUGUCACACCUGCCAUGCGUACGGUAGUUGUCCGAUUGAAAGCGCCCCGCGAGUGAGGGUGUGUGAGAGGUGCCGUACAGGUCACGUUGCCAAGAACAUGUAUGUACAUGCGUAGCUGAGCGCAUGCGGUGCGUGAGAAGAACUUCUUCAGGGGCGGUUGCGACACCUUACGAUCCAGGAGCUGCACGGGGAUUGGAAUCACACCGGUCCGUGACGUGAGGAGCUGUCAUCUCCCCGGCUGUCGGACCGGCGGUCUGUUUAGUGCUAGCCCUCUUGCGCCGUUCCGGUUGUCGCCUGUCCUAGGCGUGGACCAAGCGCAUUGUUGCUUCGUGCGGGAACGCAGCGAGUGCAAGAGAGCCUCGGAUGCCGCCCCUCGCCCGGGAUGCCCCCGGUCGGCUGGACACUUGGACAGAGACAGUCCACUG
Chlamydomonas reinhardtii is the source of this 1556-nucleotide messenger RNA. RefSeq lists its product as uncharacterized. The coding region runs from base 73 to 1017 and encodes 314 amino acids. The record is from RefSeq and is a predicted model, not a curated record. Lineage: Eukaryota; Viridiplantae; Chlorophyta; Chlorophyceae; Chlamydomonadales; Chlamydomonadaceae. The transcript has 5 exons.